Molecule: messenger RNA, 3030 nt
Organism: Paramecium primaurelia
Lineage: Eukaryota; Ciliophora; Oligohymenophorea; Peniculida; Parameciidae
Source: the annotation of a GenBank genome assembly
AUGUUUGACAAUUAAAAAAUUACACCUUAGUUUAUCAAAUAAUGUUUAUAGACUACAGAAAAUUACAAACAAACUGUAUUAAUCAAAUAAGCUGUUUAAAAUAAUUAGGUACAUCUAUUUGAAACUAUAUGUAUAACAAUAACAGAGAUACUAGCUUUGAAUGAUCAAAAUCCACCAUUUGCUAAAUUAUAUGCUGUUAGAGUAAGUCUCUUAAUUCUAUCUUUUUAGUUAAGCAAAGAAUUAAUGGAUAUUUUUAAUCUGACAUUUGUAUAUUUAUUUGAAAAACACACAAUAGAAUCAUUUAUUUAUUAUUCAGAAUUUGGUGAUCCAAAUGAUCAACAAAGAGGAAGAACAAUAUUUUAAAUAGAUUCAGGUAUUCAUAAUCUAUUUUUGCUUUAGACAAAACUAUUAGAUAAAUUGGAAUAUCCCUUUCAAGAUUUACUUCAGAAUGUAUUAAUGCAUGGGCUUUGUUUUUUCCUGAAACUCCAUCUGGUGAACCAACUAAAUUUAUAAAAUUAUAACAAAAUAUGAUAAAUAAAGGAUUUAAAUUUGAUACCUGGGAUUAUUAUAAAUAAGACUUUGUAAAAAAAUAUGAAAAAAAGUAAACAAAUUAAAAUGUUUAAACAGUUUAAAUACCAAAUGGUUAAAAAGGUAUUAUUUUAGAAAGAUAAAAAAUUUAUAUUUUAAGUUGUCAAAAGUUAUUAGAUUUAGUUGCAGAUAUAUGUUUAAAAAAUCAAUAAUGGGUUCCUGAUUUAUUUAUAAGAUAUGAAAAUGAAAUUAUAGCUAAAAAUAAUGAUGUGGAAAUAUUAGUUAAUUAACUAAAAAGUAUAAAUUAGGAAGAUUUAGCAAAAUAGAUUAUUGAAUAAGCUGCUAAAUUAAAAUAAUUAGAAAAUGAUUUAAUUUCACUUAAUAGGGCAACUUAUAUGGAAUUUAGAAGGAAAUAUAUUUAAGAUCCUACAAAAGAUGGAGAAAAAUCAAUUAAAUAUGUAGGGCCAGUUAAGACUCAAGUAUUACAUUAACCUUCAGUUGCUUUGAGUUCUGAAGAACAAAUUUUAUCGAAUCAGUUCUUAUAAACUUAAAAAAUAUCAAUUUAAGAAUAAUCAAAUGUAAAUUUACAAAAAAACGAUACAGUUUAAUUGCAAAAACAAUUAGAAGAAGAAAGAAAUAAUUGUCGCUAUCUUUAAGGAUAAAAUGAAAAAUUAGAAUAAGAAAAAAUGUAAAUUUAGUAAUAACUUACUAUGAUUCAAUAAGAAUUUAAUAAUUAUAAAAUAAACUCUGAAAAGUUGAUAAAAUAAUCAAAAGAUGAACAUAAUUUAGAGAUAAAUAAUUAUAUUAUAGAAAGAUAAAAGCUAUAUUCAGAAAAAUAAACCAUGUUAAGUUAAAUAGAAUAAUUAAAUAAACAAUAAAUAAAUGGAAUAGAAUAAUAAAAUAAUGAAUAGAUAACGUAAUUAAAAAGAGAGAUUGAAAAUUUGAAAUAAAAUUAGGAAAUUAAAAUUAACAAUCUAUCAAUACAAAUAGAUGAAUAUCAAUUAAAAAUUAAAGAAUAAUAAACCAAUCAAGAAAAUUUGAAUUUGUAAUUAAAUUUGUAUAAGGCUUAAUUGAAAUAAAAAUAAAUAGAAUAUUAGAUUCUAGAGGAAAAAUAAAAUAAGGAAAGUUUAAUAUUAAAAUAAUAAGUAAUUGAUACUCAGAAAAAAGUUAAUGAAAUUUAAAUAUAACUUGUUAAAAAAGACGAAGAGUUCAAAUAAUUAGAUUCAAUUUAUUAAGCAUUACGAAAAGAAAACUAAUUAAAAAAAAAAAAUUUGGAAUCUUAAUAAUAAACAGAUCGAUUUCGCCAAAGUAAUAAUAUUGAUAAUUAAAACAAAACUAUAUUAAAAUAGUAGUAAUUUGAAAUUGAUCAUCAAAAGACAAAUAAUUUAUUUACUGUAGAAGAAAAUGAAUUAAAUUAAAAUAUACAACAAAUUAACUAAGAUCUAGAUAAUAUUAAUAAACCCAAGUAUUAAAUACUUCAACGCCCAAUUUUCUUCAAGCAUUUUCCUUAAAAUCUAAAAUUUUAAAAUGAUUAAGUGCCUUAAAGAAGAAGACCUAUUACUAGUGAAAAUUUAGAUCUAAUUUUCCCUUACUAAACUCCUUAAGAAUAUUAUUAAAAUAAAAAAUAAAAAUUAAGAAAAGGCAAAGAAAUUAAUUUCUUAUAAGAUUUUUAUGACCUAUCAUAUUUGAACCAAGAAAAUUAAGUUUUCUUUAAAUAGAGAUGCUUAGGAUCUUAAGGUAUUCUAUUUGUAAAUUGUUGGAUUGAGUUAGGUUUGUCCUAUUAGACUUAAGUAUCAUAAAACAAAGCUUAUUUUUCUUAUGGGUUGUAUAUAAAAUAAAUAUAAAAAGGAAAAAAAGAUAUAAAAGUUGAUUAUUUGGAAGUUGAAAGUAAUCAUUUUUUGUAAUAUUAGAAUUCUAACAAUUUUGGGCAUCAAAAUAGACAUUUUCAAAAUAAUAAGUUUAAGAUUCAAAUGAUUUAAUAGAGAUAUUGGUAGAAUCAAAUGUAUUUAUUUAAUAAGUUUUGACAUUGAUGAUUUCUCUAUCUGGAAUAAAUUCAUUCUAAAUUUCUAUUCCAAUUUACAUAUGCUAAUAAAUAAUUUAUUCAGAUAUCAAAAUUGGUGAUUUUAAAAAUGGAUGGAAAAAGAAGUACAAUUCUAUAAUUAGAACAUCUAUGUUAAAGUUAAAUAAACAAAUAAUGAAAGAUAUUAAUAAUUUCAUGAAGUUAAUACCAAAAAUAAUAAUUAUAAAUCCAAAUAAAAUUCAAGAUUUUGAAAUUGGUUAAUCUGCAAUUAAAUUGGGAGGCUAAGGAAAAUUAUAAGACACUGAAUUCUUGAUAAAAGUAUAAUUAGAUAUAAAUUUUAUUUUAAGUUUGAAAUUUUGCCAACUGACAUGAUAUACAUUUAUAUAUCAUACAAAUCUGACUUGAAUACUAAUUAAAAACAAAAACUUUAGUAGAUAUUAAAAGGAUAUGCAUUAAUAUUUAUAGAAAAUAAUUAUGCAUGA